ACAGUCGUUCUUCUGCCGUUGAAAACUGUAUUCAAAAUUCAGCAAUGUCGUUUUCAAUUGCGCAAUACAUUUUGUUUCUUUUCGAGAUCGGAAUAUGCAACAAAAUAGUAUUUGCACUCACUUUACAAGACAAAGUAGCCUUGUAUGAAAAUUGCACGAUUUUCGAUAAUGGUGACAUGUACGGCGGUCUGAUUUGCGGAGAAGAUGGUAUGACAUAUGCUAAUAGUUUAUAUUUAGAUUGCAAAAAUCAUCAUAGUCGCGAGAUUGUUGCCACGUUGCAUUCUGGUCCCUGCUUGAAAAGUGAAGAAUAUUGCAGCGUUAAUUUACAUUACGAGCCAGUGUGCGGCUCGGAUCGUAAGAUUUACACUAAUAUGCAAUCACUUCUAUGCGUUCGUCAGAAACAGUUAAAAGAUUUGACAGUCAUGUCGAUGACAGAAUGCGAGCAGAAAGACCACUGUUACAGAAACGGCAUUGAACAUUACGGAGUGAAUCCGGUCUGCGCUAGCAACGGAUUCACUUAUCAAAACGUGGCACAACUCAAGUGUCUGCAACGAAAUAAUCCCAACUUACAUAUUGUUCACGAUGGUGGUUGCCGCGUGGAAUUUGUUCGUAAACUUUACGGUGCGUCGGUUUGCAAAGUUGCGAACGUGAUAUACGAAUGGAAUCCUAUUUGCGCAUCGGACGGAGUCACAUAUCCGAAUCCUUUUCAGUUUCUUUGCUAUCAACCACGUUUAAAGGUGAUCUUUCAAGGAGAAUGCAAUACGCACAGCCACGAUUCUUGCGCGGAAAUGCAGAAUACAAGUGCGAACAACACUGCCGAGCAGGUUUGCGGAAAUGACGGUCUGACGUAUCGAAACAUACAUCACUUGCAAUGCCACACUCGUCAAGAUAAAUAUCUUUUCCUGAAACAUCACGGUCCGUGUUCUGGACCGGAUGACCAGCCGUGCGGCUCGAUUCCGGAAGAGGAUCACAGACAACCCGUAUGCGGCACCAACGGCAAAUCUUACGUGAGUCCGGAGGCUCUUUGGUGCGCCAGAUUACGUUCCCCGGAAAGAAGUGAGAGACACACACGUGCAGAUUAUACAGAUAUCGCUUACAAACACGACGGUCCUUGCUAACGAAGAUAUUGUCGAGAAGUCACACGGACGAGUGACGAGUGUAUCUUCAUAAUUCUUUCUCUUCAAGUUUUUCAAAUCUACACAAAUGAAUAGAGACAGAAACAAUUUUAUAUAUGUAAACAUUGAAAUAUAAAACUUUAUAUAGAAUGUAGAAAAAUGUAAAAUGUAGAAGAAAAUAUGUUUAAACUGAUAACAGAUAUGUAUGUCACAUGUAUAACACAGGUACAUGAAGUUUUUUUAAAAUUU
Molecule: messenger RNA, 1364 nt
Organism: Pseudomyrmex gracilis
Lineage: Eukaryota; Metazoa; Arthropoda; Insecta; Hymenoptera; Formicidae
Product: serine protease inhibitor dipetalogastin-like
Exons: 8
Coding region: 45-1118 (357 amino acids)
Molecular function (GO): serine-type endopeptidase inhibitor activity; protein binding
Source: RefSeq, a predicted model, not a curated record